This is a messenger RNA of Microthlaspi erraticum, 528 nucleotides long. Lineage: Eukaryota; Viridiplantae; Streptophyta; Magnoliopsida; Brassicales; Brassicaceae. The record is from the annotation of a GenBank genome assembly.
AUGGGAGAAGACGAAACUCACUCGAAUCUACUGGAAGAAGUGUCUCGGAAGAAAUCUCUGUACCUCCAUUCUCUCUGCUGGAAGAAGUGUUCGACCGGUCCCAGUUUGCAGGUUGGAGUGAGGGAGAGCUAUGUCUCAUAUGAGUUUGGUGAAGGGUGGUGGCUCGAGCCACUCAAGCCACGGCUGAAGAUCACGGUGGUGCCACGGUUUGACAACACUGAGCUCAUCAAGGGAUAUUCCAAAACCUUGAUUGGGCGGUGCAUGAACCCACAUAAACAAGAGAUUAAGAAUUUGCUUUACAUGCUGCCUCGGGUAUGGCAUGUUGAGGGAAAGGUGGCUAGAGUCGAUUUGGGACUCGGAAGGUUUCAAAUCGAUUUCGAUGAAGAGAAGGACAUCUUGGAGGUGUUGAUGGGACCAUUCCAUUUCGACUAUUGGAGGCUCUCGGUGGUCCGCUGGGAGCCGGUGAUGGAUCCUAAUUACCCAUCAGACAUCACCUUUUGGGUCAGAGUCUUGGGCGUACCAUUUUAG